AUGACUUUCGUGCGAUGCGCUGCACUCCUUUACGCGUAUUACCAAGUGUCUAAUCUCCAAAAGAUUGCGUCAAAGUACCUCCUCAUCAUAGCGGGGUUGUUCUCAACGUUCGCCAGUUUUAUCUUCACCUCGGCUCUGGCCAGCCUGUUCUGGAACGAGUUAGCAAGCAUAAAAGAUGCUCCAUUCUUAUUUUUACUCGUCGCUGAUGUAGCGAGGGGCGCGAGAAUGGCUAAAGCCGGUUGGAGUGCAGGCGAAGAUCAGGGGAAGCGAGUGGGGAAGGCACUUUCGUUACUUGGACCGACAGCGACGUUAGAUACACUUCUAGCGGUCCUCCUCGUCGGUGUGGGGGGUUUAUCAGGUGUUCCUAGAUUGGAGCAUAUGUGCAGUUUCGCCUGUUUAGCAUUAUUAGUGGAUUACCUAGUAUUUGUCACGUUUUAUCCGGCUUGUUUGUCGCUUGUUGCCGAUUUUGCAUCGGGAAGGAAGGAAAUAUCGCCGGACAGUCCUUUUUCUGAAGCCGACCUAAAACCAAAUCCAGUCGUUCAAAGAGUAAAAAUGAUAAUGGCUGCUGGGUUGUUAUGUGUUCAUCUGACCAGCAGAUGGUCUUGGACUAGAGAAAGUGGAAUGAUGGAAGGGUCUUUAACCAGUGAUUUCAAAUCUGGAUCACAUGAGAAUGUCUUGUUUCACUCAUAUGUAAAAUGGUUCUCCGUAAGCGCAGAUUACAUCGUUAUCGCCACGUUACUGUGUGCUUUAAUUAUCAAGUUUAUCUUUUUUGAAGAACAAAGAAAUUGGAUCAUAGAUAUGAACGAUAUGACUGUAAAAGAAGUAGUUAAAAGUAGCCAAAACAAGCCAACAUUUUGUCUCGGUGAGGAAGAAAAAAGUGAAAUGUUUACACAGACUGAUGACUUAGUUAGUAGUGAAGAGUGGUCAUUAUUGUCACCAAGCUCAUCGGCUGCACGAUUAAACGCUAAAAAGCGUCCAAUGGCAGAAUGCUUAGAAAUUUAUCGAUCGGAGGGAGUGGGUACUGCGCUCAGCGAUGAAGAAAUAGUUAUGCUGGUUGAACAAUCGCAUAUACCUUUACAUAGGCUUGAAAAUGUGCUUAAUGAUCCAUUACGGGGCGUCAGAUUGCGCAGGAGAAUUAUUGGGUCAAGAUUUCAAACAGAAGUGGCUAUAAAACAAUUGCCUUAUCUAAAUUACGAUUAUAGCAAAGUUCUUAACGCUUGCUGCGAAAAUGUUAUUGGUUAUGUUGGUAUACCGGUCGGAUACGCCGGACCUCUGGUUGUCGAUGGUAAACCUUAUAUGAUCCCCAUGGCAACUACAGAAGGAGCACUAGUAGCAUCUACUAACAGGGGUGCCAAAGCCAUUGGCACGAGAGGAGUGACUAGCGUAGUGGAAGAUGUAGGAAUGACUCGAGCCCCUGCAGUCAAGUUACCUAACGUUGUCCGAGCACAUCAAUGUCGUCAAUGGUUGGAUAACAAAGACAACUAUGCAAUAAUCAAAGAAGCAUUUGACUCGACUUCGAGAUUUGCUCGACUUCAGGAAGUACACGUAGGGGUCGAUGGAGCAACAUUAUAUCUAAGAUUCAGAGCCACCACAGGAGAUGCUAUGGGUAUGAACAUGGUAUCCAAGGGAGCUGAAAACGCACUAAAGUUACUUAAAAACUUCUUCCCUGAUAUGGAAGUAAUCAGUCUUUCUGGAAAUUACUGCUCCGAUAAAAAAGCAGCCUCCAUUAAUUGGGUCAAAGGCAGGGGUAAAAGAGUAGUAUGUGAAACAACAAUCUCCGGUGAGAACUUAAGGAAUAUAUUAAAGACCGAUGCCAAAACAAUGUCUCGGUGUAAUAAAAUUAAAAACUUGUCGGGUUCAGCGUUAGCAGGAUCUAUUGGAGGAAAUAAUGCUCAUGCGGCGAAUAUGGUGACAGCUAUUUUCAUAGCCACAGGACAAGACCCAGCACAAAAUGUGACUAGUAGUAACUGCUCAACGAGUAUGGAGGUGUGUGGGGAGAACAGAGACGACCUCUAUGUGACUUGUACCAUGCCUUCCUUAGAAGUUGGCACAGUUGGUGGCGGCACAGUACUUAUUGGGCAGGGUGCCUGUCUUGAAAUUCUAGGUGUUAGAGGAGCAGGCGCAAGACCUGCAGAAAAUUCAGCCAGAUUGGCCUCUUUAAUCUGCGCGACGGUCUUAGCCGGAGAGUUAAGCUUAAUGGCAGCGUUAGUUAAUUCGGAUUUGGUAACAUCACAUAUGCGUCACAAUAGAUCUACAGUAAAUAUGCAAAGCGUUUCAAAUGAUAUAAAACUAAAAGUGCCUAUCUUA
Molecule: messenger RNA, 2307 nt
Organism: Brenthis ino (lesser marbled fritillary)
Lineage: Eukaryota; Metazoa; Arthropoda; Insecta; Lepidoptera; Nymphalidae
Source: the annotation of a GenBank genome assembly